GUUGGGCGGAGCUUUCGCCCUGGAGGGACGGAAAAGUGUAGUCGGUGGGCGGGCGGAACUUGCUCUGAGUUCUGAAAAGGCGGGACGCAGCGUUUGUUGCGCAGUUGCUUUGUAGUGGUGCUGGAACUGUUGUAAUGGCUAGGGCACCUGUGGCUGGUCUGGCGGGGCUACUGGCGCGGCCGCUAGGGGCCUCGGAACCCAUCGAUUUGGGUUCCUUUCUUGGGCGCGUGCUGCUUGUUUCCAACGUGGCUUCACUCUGAGGCACCACGACCCGGGACUUCGCCCAGUUCCAUGAACUGCAGCGGCGUUUCGGACCUCGGGGACUCACGGUGCUUGCUUUCCCGUGCAACCAAUUCGGCCACCAGGAGAAUGCCACCAAUGAGGAGAUCCUGAAUUCACUAAAGUAUGUCCGCCCAGGGAAAGGGUAUGAGCCCAACUUCACUGUGUUUGAGAAGUGUGAGGUGAAUGGGGCAAGUGCUCACCCGCUUUUUGCAUUCCUGAAGGAAGCACUGCCUUUCCCUCAUGAUGACCCAGUGUCUCUGAUGACCAACCCGCAGUGCAUCAUCUGGUCACCUGUAUGCCGCAAUGACAUCUCCUGGAAUUUUGAGAAGUUCCUCAUCGGUCGUGAUGGAGUGCCUUUCAAACGUUACAGCAGGCGGUUUGAAACUAUCAAGAUCCAGGAUGAUAUUGAAAAACUGCUUUAGCAAGUCCCCUAGAAUUGACCAAUUUCAAUCUUUCUGAAACUUCUUCUCUUCUGUUUUCAGCUAGGCUUUAUUCAGAUGUUACCCUAGGUUACCUGAGAUGCCCUUGUUGCAUAGGUACUCUUGUUUAAUCUGGGACUACCUUAUUAUUGGUGCAGAGGAAAGUAACUCAUGCAUUCUAGCAACAAACUUACCCUGGAAUGCAUGCACUUCUUUGGAUGCUGUGGUGUAAACUACAUAUAACUUUCCUCCUGUGAAAGAGCUACAGGGUAACUUCAAUUUUAUGUUGCUUCACAUAUGCAAUUUUAAUAGGGACAUGCCUACUCAAAACAUAAUACUCAAAACACAUAUACAUCACUUUUAACUUAAGGUAUAACAUAGAAGCAGGUACCAAAGAACUGGGGCCGGUUGUGGUUCCUUGCUACAUGUUUAUAAGAUCUAUAUACUAAAAUCAUUCCAGCCUGGAUAUACAGUGCAGGUCCAGAACAAAAAAAUUGGUUAAAAUCAUAAUGUGUGAAGUGUCAGUCUGCCAGUCUGUGUCUCCUGUUUGCCUUGCCUUGCCUUGCCUUUUUCUCUGACUCAGUAACUGUUUACUUUAGGCAGUAAGUUGCUAUUCUCCGUCAAAAUUUUAUUUAUGAUGGUGCUUCUUCUAAAUACUUGAAGAGCACUUGAUGCACCUGUAAAAUUUUGUAUGUGAUGUUGUAGUAAGCUACACCUGGGAAAACAGUUUGAAAUAUGGGCAGUUGGACCACCAAUAAAAUGUCUGAACGACAAA
Hemicordylus capensis (graceful crag lizard) is the source of this 1476-nucleotide messenger RNA. It is a transcript of the gene GPX1, whose product is annotated as glutathione peroxidase 1. Gene Ontology annotation, cellular component: mitochondrion; cytosol. The transcript has 2 exons. Gene Ontology annotation, biological process: glutathione metabolic process; hydrogen peroxide catabolic process; response to selenium ion. The record is from RefSeq and is a predicted model, not a curated record. Gene Ontology annotation, molecular function: glutathione peroxidase activity. NCBI's taxonomy places the organism in Eukaryota, Metazoa, Chordata, Lepidosauria, Squamata, Cordylidae.